CCCGGAUGUGACGUAGCCCGUGACGUCCAGACCAGGAAGUUCCAACACAGUCAGAUUCCACUUGGUCAGACGUUGUGCUCAGAAGCUGAGUAUCCCUCUUUGGUUUUCUUCUGUCUAAACAAAGUGCAACAAUUGUAUUCGACUCGGUAGAGUAUCGUUUACUGCUGGCCCAAACGGCUCCUUUCCUGCCGCGUGUCCUCCGUCUGUGCUAGAAGGCGUUAUAGCUAGCUAGCUAACAAGCUAACAGCUCACUAGUUGAGGUUGUUUUGAUUAUUAACGUGAACAGUAACGUGACAUCCACGGCGUCUGGGCCGAGCUGCCAGUGCAAACGUUCUCUAAAAGGAUCUGUUCGACGCAGUCCACUCGAUACAGGAGAUGGUUUAGGUGUUAGACGUGACGUGAGGACAGUGUUAAUGUGAAUCGUGGGCAGUGAUCCAGCUAGCUGGGUUAACGUUAGUUAACGUCGCCUACCUUCAGCUACCACUACUGGGGACCGUCUGGUUUGUCCCUUGCCCCGACUUGCGGACGUCUGGCGAGCUUGGAAAGCUCUCUGUGAACCGGAUCCAAUGCGUGGGAUGAUGGGGACCCAGAGUAGUCCUGUCAAGAGUUACGAUUAUCUUUUAAAAUUCCUUUUGGUGGGAGACAGCGAUGUCGGAAAGGGAGAAAUCUUGGACAGUUUGCAGGACGGAUCGGUAGAAUCUCCAUAUGCCUACAGCAGUGGGAUUGAUUACAAGACCACCACAAUUCUGCUGGAUGGGAGACGGGUGAAAUUAGAAUUAUGGGACACAUCAGGGCAAGGCAGAUUCUGCACCAUCUUCAGGUCUUACUCUCGUGGAGCACAGGGCAUCUUGCUAGUGUAUGACAUCACCAACAGCUGGUCGUUUGACGGCAUCGACCGCUGGAUCCGGGAAAUCGACGAGCAUGCCCCAGGUGUACCCAGGAUUCUGGUGGGCAACCGACUUCACCUGGCUUUCAAGCGGCAGGUGCCCACGGAGCAGGCGAGGGCUUACGCGGACAAGAACAGCAUGACUUUCUUUGAGGUCAGCCCGCUGUGCAACUUCAACGUCAUCGAAUCCUUCACUGAACUUUCGCGCAUUGUGCUGAUGAGGCACGGGAUGGAGAAAUUCUGGAGGCCCAACCGAGUCUUCAGCCUCCAAGAUCUGUGCUGCCGAUCGAUUGUCUCCUGCACACCGGUGCACCUCAUCGACAAACUGCCCCUCCCCGUGGCCAUCAAGUCUCACCUCAAGUCUUUCUCGAUGGCCAACGGCAUGAACGCAGUCAUGAUGCACGGACGCUCGUACUCGGUGGCCAACAGCGCGGCAUCAGGCGGAGGCAGCGGCGCCAGCAAAGCCAACAGUCUCAAGCGCUCAAAGUCCUUCAGGCCUCCGCAGAGCCCUCCAAAGAACUCGUCGGCAUCCUCUAAGGGGAACUGUAAGAUCUCAUAGUGAAGGAGCGGACUACUGGCUGCCUCCGAAGGGCCACAGUGUUAAAGUUAUUGUUGCUCCCAAGAGGUCACGUGGGGGCACAGAAGAGCAAGGAGAGCAACCAGGAGCACAUACAGCAGUGAACUGGCAUUGACCUUUGGGGAACUGCCUUGAAUGGCUGGUUUGGUGUCUGUUCUCUUUGCGCUUGCUGGUGCCAUCUUGUGGAUAUCCGUGUACCCGUUCUCUUCGCUGCAGAGGCUCACUGUGAUCAAGUGGAACAAGAUUUCCCCGGGACCAACAGAUGUGAACCAAGGAUCAUCACUCGCCUGUUAACACUACAAAUGAGUGGAGGGACAUUAUCUAUCUUUUAUGUGGAAAUGGAGUGUUUAUUGUAUUUAACGUUGGACUGGAAGUUGUAAAUAUUCUGUAUGUGCUAGCUGUUUUUGUCUGUGUUUGGUGAUCGAGCCUGCAGAAGCGCUUCUCCUGCUCGUUUUGUCUUGAAUGUUUCGGGAGACCUGCUUAUUUCUGUGUCUUAUUACCCCUCGUCUGCCGUAGAAAAAUUCCGAUUGCCGCCUCCAUGGUGCUGAGCAGCUUAUGAAAAACUCAAGAUGAAUUAUGUUUUGAAUAAGACCGGCUUGAAUUGAAUGUCAAUAGAAGAGCGGGGCUAGUUCACCAGACAGAUGGAGCUGCAAAGAUUAGUCAGCUAGUCUGAGAAAAAGCAAAAGAAAACUUUGCCGGCUGCAGUGUCUCAAACGUGAGGAUUUGCUGCUUUUUCUUUGUUGUUUAAAAAAGUAAAUGAAGAGUUUUCAGAUUUAGUCAGACAAAGGAAACAAUUUGAAGAUGUGACUUUGUGAAAUUUUAACGAGCAUCCAAUUUUUUGAACAAUCUUUUGACAUAUUUCUUAUCUCAGAUGAGUAAUUGUGAAAAUAGAUUUAAAUGAAAACAAUCGUUAGUUGCAGCCCUAGACACAGUAGUAAUUGACUCGAGGAUAAGUCGUAAGAGUUAUCCAUUGAUAAACCAUGUUGGUCUAGCACUACUUAAUCUGUGAAACGGACCAGCGCAGUCGAGCCAAGUUGUCUGGUUUCAAAGACUUCCUGCGGUGCCCCUAAAUUCCACCCCAAAUGAAUUCCCCCUCCAUCUCCAUCAGUCAUCGCUUUGAACAUCUGUCGACUCCCUCAGCCUGUUUUUUUUCUUUUCUCUUGCCUCUAAUCUAAUAUCAGUUGAUUCAUGGCUUUUACCAACUUAAACCGCCAACGACAUUGUGAUCGAUUUAAUUCUACUAACUCUUGGUGCAAUUCAGAGAUGGUGCUGAUGAGGAAACCUUGUACAAACACGGUGGUCCGCCUUCAGAAUGUGCUGCAAUAGAGUCUCUGUUCUUAACAGGAAUUUGUAACCUCAGUGGACAUUGGUGAGAGGAAUAUUUUAAUUUGAAUGCCUUUUUUGGAUAUUUUUAUGUAUAUGCUAUGUACUUAUGAAUGUAAAACAAUAUUCAUCCGCUACCUUUCUGUGGCCAUGUGGUGGUAACGUGGGGCUGUAAGAAUCAGAGGUGGAAAGUCAUAUACUAUACAUAGACUGUGAUAUUUUUAUUGUAGUUUGCUUCUUGUCUUGAGUACUUGUACUUUUGCUGCUUAAGUUAAAUCAACUUUCUUCAGAAUGUGUGUUAAGGAGGGUGUCAGAUGAAUGUGGAGACCUCAGAAAGGACGCAGAAAGUCUUGGUUUUUUUUAAGCAAAGCUAACUCAUGAUAUGGGUUUUUUAAAUGAUUGAAUAAUCUCCACAAAUACGUUGGUUUCUACAUAAAUUCUCAGUUUUCUUUCCACCUCUGAUGAACAUGUGCUGUUUUUCCACUUUAAAGGGGGCACUAUGUCGUGUUGGGAGAAGUUCAAACUCGUCAUUUUAAUAUUAAUAUCAAUGAGGUGAUAAUACAAACACAGAAGUAUUUAUCUUUUCCAUAACCGAAUAAACAAGCUGCUCUCAGAGGGAAACGAGGUCCCCGGAACGCUCUUUGAAGCUACAAAAGUGGCAGGGUCCGCCACAUGUAAACAAAGUGUAACGGAAUGAAAUUGUGUUGUCCUUUAAGGUCAGUUUGUUUAUUCGGUUUAUGUAGUUCGAAAAGCUAAGUGAAUUUGUUUAUUAAAUUGAAAAAGAUCCCUCUGUUCUGAAUGAAAUUCCUUCAAAUCCUCGCAGAG
Acanthopagrus latus (yellowfin seabream) is the source of this 3611-nucleotide messenger RNA. RefSeq names its product ras-related protein Rab-40C-like. Gene Ontology annotation, biological process: intracellular signal transduction; protein localization to plasma membrane. Lineage: Eukaryota; Metazoa; Chordata; Actinopteri; Spariformes; Sparidae. Bases 567 to 1445 code for a protein of 292 amino acids. Gene Ontology annotation, cellular component: endosome; plasma membrane; synaptic vesicle. The record is from RefSeq and is a predicted model, not a curated record. The transcript is spliced from 6 exons. Gene Ontology annotation, molecular function: GTPase activity; GTP binding.